UUUUCUCCCCUCCUAAUUUUCCUUCAGGCAUUCGAAAACACAAUUUAUAUAAAAUAGUUUGAAUCGCAAGCAUCUUUUGAGGUUUGGCGAUGGCAUCGAAGCGGAUCUUGAAGGAAUUGAAGGAUUUGCAGAAGGAUCCUCCUACAUCAUGCAGCGCUGGCCCUGUUGCUGAAGACAUGUUUCAUUGGCAGGCCACAAUCAUGGGUCCACCGGAUAGUCCUUAUGCUGGGGGUGUUUUCCUUGUGACCAUUCAUUUUCCUCCUGAUUAUCCCUUUAAGCCUCCCAAGGUGGCAUUUAAAACAAAGGUAUUCCACCCCAAUAUCAAUAGCAACGGAAGCAUUUGCCUAGACAUCUUGAAGGAGCAGUGGAGUCCUGCACUAACGAUUUCCAAGGUAUUGCUGUCAAUCUGUUCUUUGCUUACGGACCCAAAUCCCGACGAUCCUUUGGUGCCGGAGAUUGCUCACAUGUACAAGACGGACAAAGCCAAGUAUGAGACAACUGCAAGGAGCUGGACCCAGAAGUAUGCUAUGGGUUAAAACAAGCUUCGGCGGUGCGAGGGGGUAGGCCUAUCUUUUUCUUAGAAGUAUAUCAUAUUUAUUUUGGGUUUUCAGUUCUAUCUAUUUUAAUACCCAAGGCUAAAACCGGACCGAGGAUGUCCACAACACGGCCUUGGUUAAAGAAGAAUGCAAAAGCUGCUUUUGUUUUGUUGUCUGGAUAAUGCAACUUUUAAACAGAGAAGCUUAUGCUCCUGAAUCUGAAAUUGUUCAUUGUUCUCCCUAAAAUGGGCAUUCAAACACUAAUAUUGGCAAUUAUAUCACAA
Hibiscus syriacus is the source of this 820-nucleotide messenger RNA. Its product is annotated as ubiquitin-conjugating enzyme E2-17 kDa-like. Lineage: Eukaryota; Viridiplantae; Streptophyta; Magnoliopsida; Malvales; Malvaceae. Gene Ontology annotation, molecular function: ubiquitin conjugating enzyme activity. The transcript has 5 exons. Gene Ontology annotation, cellular component: nucleus. The record is from RefSeq and is a predicted model, not a curated record. The coding region runs from base 90 to 536 and encodes 148 amino acids. Gene Ontology annotation, biological process: protein polyubiquitination.